AUGAAGGAUUUGAGGGCUCGAAUAGAGCAACAAGCUCGCGUGGAAGAUGGCGCUGCUUCAGUACAUAUUGUGGUUGCUGAAGAAGAAGUCAGACCGCCUCAACCACCUAAGACUGAGCAGCCAAGGAGGGAUGAGCAGCGCAAGAACUAUGGCCAAAGGAACCGCUCCACAGCAGAAAAUGAGGAGGAAAGGGCCAAGUCUUAUGAAGGCAUCACCACCGUCUUCAAAGAGCCAAUAUACAGGCUCGUCGAGAAACUUAAAGGGGAAGCCUUCUUUGUUUGGCCAGGUAAGAUGCCUGGAGACCCUGCUCGGCGCAAUCAAACACUGCGUUGCACCUAUCAUCGAGAGAAGGGACACAAGACGCAAAAUUGCAGAGCUCUUAAACAACACUUGGAGGACUUAGUUACGGCAGGACACCUCCAUCAAUGGAUAGACGUUGAUAAGACGAGGGAAAAGCAGGGACUAGACCAAGCCCCUCCUGAAGAAAACCAUGCCCCGAGGUUGGUCAUCAACGUUAUCCAUGGAAUGACUGACCCAGAAAGAGAAAACAUAAUUCGAGGAGAAAUCCAACGUGCCACCCACAUUCAACAGGUAAUGUCGGUAGGACCUCCUCCUAAAAAGUCCAAGACAGAAGCCAGACCUUCUCGGUUUAACGUCGUGUUCACUGAAAAGGACCUAGAGAGAAUCCAGUACCCCCACACCGAUGCCCUCAUCGUUACAGUUGGUGUGGCCAACAAGUUCGAUGUGAAGCGAGUCUUGAUUGACCAAGGAAGUGCCGCAGACAUCAUGUAUUAUGAACUUUUCAAGAAGCUCGGCCUCAGUGAGCAACACCUGACACCUGCCACCUCCCCUUUAGUUGGCUUUAACUCGCAAACAGAACGGCCGCUCGGCCGAAUAACUCUGCCUGUCAUAGCUAAGUCCAAGGUGGUCUCUGUUGACUUUUUGGUGGUAAACACCCCAUCUCCCUACAAUGCCAUCCUCGGCCGACCUUGGAUUCACCAGAUGGAGGCAGUUCCUACCACCUAUCACCAACUCGUUCGCUUUCCAACCAAGUAUGGAGUAGAGGAGAUUCGUGGAGACCAAGUGGCAGCCAAACACUGCUUCAUUGCCGCCAUGAAAACCAAACAAGUCUGCGACCAAGUACAGAUGGUAGAAGUACCUGACCAGCCAGUUUUGGAAGACGUCAGCGGAGUGCCGACCGAGAAGAUGGUAGAGGACCUAGAGACGGUCUUGGUAGAAGAAGGAAACCCAGAUAAGUUCUUCCUGCUCGGCACUUCCCUUACUGUUGGAGAGAAAGAGCAAUUACUGGCUCUACUCUGUAAAAACAUCGAAGUGUUCGCCUGGUCGGCCUAUGACACUCCUGGGUUGGACCCCAACUAUACCUGUCAUCGACUCAACGUCCAACUAGGAGCGCAGCCGGUUAUUCAGAAGAGUAGACGAUCAUCCACGCAACACACCGAUGCAGUGAUCGAAGAGGUGGACAAACUUUUGGCUGCUGGAGUCAUUCGAGAAGUGCAGUACCCAAAGUGGCUGUCCAACACCGUCGUGGUGAAAAAGAAGAAUGGCAAAUGGAGAGUCUGCGUUGAUUUCAUUAGCCUUAACAAAGCUUGCCCCAAGGAUAGCUUCCCCCUUCCACGAAUAGAUCAACUUGUUGACGCAACGGCUGGACAUGAGCGCAUGAGCUUUCUAGACGCCUAUAGUGGCUACCACCAGAUCCCUAUGUUCGGUCCUGACCAAGAGAAAACGGCUUUCAUCAGCCCUAGAGGCAUUUACUGCUACAAAGUGAUGCCCUUCGGCUUGAAAAACGCUGGUGCGACCUACCAGCGAAUGGUCACCAAAAUGUUCAAGGACCAGCUUGGUAAAACCAUGGAAACUCACAAGCUUCGAUUGAGCGCCUCGAAAUGUGCCUUUGGAGUAGGAUCAGGGAAGUUUUUGGGGUAUAUGGUGACUAGGCGGGGCAUUGAAGCCAACCCUGACCAAAUCAAAGCCCUCCAAGACCUUGAAGCACCUACAAAGGCUAAAGAACUCCAGAAACUCGCUGGUAUGGCUGCAGCACUUAACCGUUUCAUCAGUCGGUCAUCUGAUCGGAUGAAGCCCUUCUUCCAACUUCUAAGGAAGAAAACCAGUUUUGAGUGGGGAAGUCAGUGCUCCGAAGCGCUAGAAGAUUUGAAGAAGUAUUUGUCCUCUCCUCCCCUUCUAUCAACACCUGUCGCCAACGAAGAGCUUUUCCUUUACUUGGCUGUUUCUGAUCAUGCCGUUAGCGCAGUGCUAGUCAGAGAGGAUGGGAAGGAGCAAAAACCAGUGUAUUACGUUAGUAAGACACUCCUUGAUGCCGAAACUAGAUACUUGCCAUUGGAGAAAUUGGCAUAUGCACUAUUAAUUGCCUCUAGGAAGCUUGUUCAUUACUUUCAAGGACAUACCAUCAACGUCCUCACUGAAUUCCCCCUCAAGUCGGUGUUCAGUCGAGCAGAUUUCUCAGGCCGAACAGCAAAGUGGGCGGUGGAGCUUGGAGAGUUUGAUAUCAAGUUCCAACCUCGAACAGCAAUCAAAGCUCAAGUUCUGGCAGACUUUGUUGCAGAAUUCACCCCGGGACCGGCUGUCCCCUCCGAAGGGAGCUCUGCUUUGGUCACUAUGACUGCCCAGCAUAAAGGGCAAUCCCCAGCCGAAGCAUGGAAGCUUUUUGUUGGAGACGUAUGGAAGCUGUUUGUAGACGGUUCUUCUAACCAAAAAGGCUCUGGAGCAGGAGUUGUCCUUAUUUCUCCUGAAGGAUUCAUGUGGGAGCAAGCCAUUCGGUUGGGCUGGAAAGCUUCUAAUAAUGAAGCAGAGUAUGAAGCUCUACUAGCCGGCUUGCGAAGUGCCGGACACUUCAACGCGGAGGAGCUACUCGUCUUUAGUGACUCCCAAUUAGUGGUCAACCAACUCUCUGGAGUUUAUGAGGCUCGCGAUGAACGGAUGGCCACUUAUGCAGAACAGGCCAAAAAUUUGAUCAGAAAGUUCCAAGCCAUCAGAGUCGAGAAGAUUGGCCGAGAGGGAAAUGGUCAUGCUGAUGCUUUAGCUUGCCUAGGUUCCUCGGUCGACUCUAGAGACGCCCGCAAAAUAUGGGUGGAAUAUGUACCCCAACCAAGUAUUCGACUAGUCGAAAUGGUCCUCUGCACAGAUUUGGGCCCAAGUUGGAUGGACCCACUCCUGGCCUUCUUGAAGAAUGGCACCCUUCCUGAGGACAAAAAAGAAGCGCACAAGACAAGGCAUAGAGCUGCUCGAUUUUGGGUCUCCCCAUCUGGUAAGCUUUACAAGAAGUCCUACAUGGGCCCUUAUCUACUCUGUGUUCAUCCAAGUCUGGUGGAAGACGUGCUUUAUGAGAUCCAUGAUGGAAUCUGUGGGAGCCACGCUGGUGGUCGGUCCUUGGCACACCGAGCCCUAACACACGGGUAUUGGUGGCCGCGCAUGCAAAAGGAGGCCCAACAGUAUGUCCGCAAGUGCGACAAGUGCCAAAAGUUUGCUCCUCUCAUUCACCAGCCAGCCAAAGCCCUAACCCCCCUCACCAGUCCUUGGCCAUUCGCUCAGUGGGGCUCAGACAUUGUUGGACCAUUAGCUAGGGGAACUGGGAAUAAAAGGUUUUUCAUCGCUGCAACUGACUACUUCACCAAGUGGGUGGAGGCGGAGGCCUUAUGCAAGAUCAAAGAAGCAGACACUAAGAGGAUCUUCAGAAGAUUUUGCGCUGACUUGAAGAUAGAGUUCCGAAACUCCACUCCGGCCUACCCACAGGGCAAUGGCCAAGCUGAAGCGUCCAAUAAGACGAUCAUUGAUGGGCUAAAAAAGCGUCUUGAAAAAGCCAAGGGCAAAUGGGUGGAGGAGAUACCGAAUGUCCUCUGGGCUUACCGAACUACUCCUCGUCGGUCAACCGGUGAGACACCUUACUCUCUUACCUAUGGGAUAGAAGCAGUCAUCCCUUUAGAGGUUGGCCUUCCUACCAUCCGUUCUGAGAUCUUUGAGCCAACAGACAAUGAUGAAGCCAUCGCCGAAGCUCUGGACAUGGCCGAAGAACGUAGGGAAGCUGCCCUUAUUCGGUUGGCGGCCUACCAGCAGCAACUCACUAAGAGCUUCAACAAGAAUGUGCGUCCAAGGCAAUUCUUACCAGGUGACUUGGUACUCAGGAAGGUAAUGGAUCACAAGAAAGUCCCCGGGGAAGGGAAACUCGGUGCUAACUGGGAGGGGCCCUACAAGGUUACUUCAGCACUUGGCAAUGGCGCAUACUAUUUGGCUGACUUAUUAGGGAAGGCAAUCCCUAGACCAUGGAACGUCGCCAACCUAAAGAAGUACUUCCAGUGA
Messenger RNA from Camellia sinensis, 4329 nucleotides. Lineage: Eukaryota; Viridiplantae; Streptophyta; Magnoliopsida; Ericales; Theaceae. The record is from RefSeq and is a predicted model, not a curated record.